CAUGACUAGAUAAUGCAGUGCACGCUUGAAUAGUGAGGUUGGGGGUGAAUUAAGUUGGAAGGGUUGAGUUUUUAGAUUAGUAAACUAGAAGAUAAGACCUGUUUGCAGUGGCAGGUUAGUGGUUUAUGUAAAGUAGCUGUGAAUAUUUUUCCAUGCAAGGUGUGUGGCUGUUCUGAUAAUCUAAUUUGAAUUCCGUUUUUAAAUAUGGCAUGACUUCGCUUUUACACCGUAGCCACCUGUAGACUUCCAGGCGUACUUAUUCAGUUUUACGCAGCUUUAUAGUUGAUUGUGAUUCUAUACGUGGUCAACAAAAACCCCGAAAUUAAUACCUGAAUUGAUUCGGUAUAAUUUUCAUCGAUGAUGGUGUUUGUGUCUAGUGUUUAUUCAGUACAGCUUCGGGUCGAAAAUGAGUGAUAUACUGUUGGGUAAAAGGUUAUGUUUUGUGAGUGAUGUGAACCAGUAACUGACGUUAUUAUCGCAUGUAUUUGCUGGCUGUCACGUAAAGGAUUUGCCAUUCGCAUUACGGAGCUUCAAGUGGAAGAGAUGUUUUUACAAGGACCGGCUGUCAUCAUGGUGACGGUAUUGCGGAGGAAUAAGAAGGUUAUGCAGGUACAUCUUUCUUCACUUGGACGAAGCCUCAACGUUAAUAUCAGAACAAGUUGUGUGCAGUGACAUAUAUAUAAAGACAGUUGUUGAGUUUAUUUUGAAAUCGAGAAUGCUUCAGGAUAACAUUGAUAUGGAACAACUUCAACCGAUUUCCAGAACUUACCAGUACAGAAAGGUUAUGAAGCCGAUGUUGGAACGCAAACGUCGAGCCCGGAUAAACAAAUGUCUGGACGAGCUGAAGGACCUCAUGGUGUCAGCAUUGCAAGCCGAAGGUGAAAACGUCAGCAAAUUGGAGAAGGCAGACAUUCUUGAGCUAACAGUGCGUUACCUCCACAAACUAAGACGUCAACAGCGUCUCUCCGCUAACCCAGUAACAGACGCCGAUCGUUUCCGCGCUGGUUUCACCCACUGUGCUACAGAGGUCUCCCGCUGCCUAGCAGCUACACCUGGGGUAGACGUGAAACUGGGGACAAAACUCAUGACACACCUUGGACAUCGCCUUAAUGACAUGGAUAAGAUGUCACCGUUGUCGGUACAAGUUGGCCUGCCAUCGAACCCCGCCGCUGGCUACAAUACACCACCAGGGUCACCGGCGCCGGCUCUCAGUAGUUCCAGUGAAGGGACCAUGGCGGCAGCACCGGCUUCGGUCAUAACAACCGCGUCAUAUUACGUCAUGCCACUUACACCAGCGUCUUCGACGUCGUCGGCUGGUUGUUUAAGAAAUUCGACGUCACCAACGUCCGCUAACAUUAGUCCUGACUGUGGUGGUGGUCUGCUGAAGCUCGCGGAUGUCACAGUAAAGAACGAGUCAUCUGAACCGAUCUGGCGGCCUUGGUAAUUGAACGAAAUUUAAACAUUUAUGGACAAUUAAAGCUGAUUUUAUUUUGUACGAUAAUGGGAUUCCAUGGUGAUAUGUAUAGGUGGUAUUUUGGGGUCAUUGUGUCGUGUAUUUUGGUGUUGUAUCAGUGGGUUCGAGGCUUGUAAUGUCUUCGUCUUCAGCCCACAACCAAAAUAAUUCUAUACGGCACAGUUUCCCAGAAAACGUACGUCAGAUUUUAUUUUAUUGUUACAGUUAAUUUGUAGACCACAUCCUCUGUAGUUCGCUUGAAACUUGCAACUGAUGUUUUAUUUUUAAAAUUAAUCUUGCAGUCAUGUUUACUAAGAAUGCUCUUUGUUUUUAAUAAGACGUUUCAACAUCCGAGACGUUUAGUAGGAUUUGGUCUAUGAGUUGAGUGUAGUUUUGUAGAAAUUAUUUUCCAGUAUGGGUUAUAUGAUAAUCAGACUUUGCUUUUGAUAAACUGGUUUAUUUUAAUCGAAGCAGGGGCAUCUCACUAUAAAGUCUUUCGUAUUUUUAACAAACGCACUUGAACUGAUUAUAAAUGAUUUAUAUUUGCUGGUGAGUUAUAGAAAAAUAGUUCCAAAAUUGUGUGUGAAUGACUGAAUGAUUCAAUUGUUUGUUUGGUUAGAUUUUUCCGAGUGCCUGUUACGAUACGUGUCUAAAUAUUGCUCAAUUUGAUAAAGAGUCGGAAGUAGUGAGCUCGGAGCCAUUGUGUAUGUUGAUUAAGUUUAUAAAUGUUUUCCGAAUGUGCGAAUGUUCGUUAUUGAGAAUGUCAAAUUUUUUGUACAUAACCUAAUUCUUUUUCUCACGAGAAAAGUCGUUGUUGAAUUGCUUAUUGAUCUCAUAUCUGAGUUGGUUCAAAACUGUUUCGUGGUUUUAAUGUUGACCACUUCAUAAUAUUUCAGUGCCUUUAAUAACAACAGCGUAACAGUAAACAAUAUAACAAUUAUCUUUUAUAGCUUUAAUUAGACUGAAAUUCAUUAUGGUGACAUUUUGAAGUCUUGUUAUAAUCUUUGUAAUUACGAAUAUGAACUAUGCAUAGUAUUUUGUUUGCCUUUCGCAGCAAUCAAAGCUGUUUUUGUGAUAUCGACUUGUACCUGUGAUAAAUAUAACAAAUGUUUAUUAUUUAAGAAAAAUCUUUGAAAUUAGAAAUUACAUUGGAGAGUUGAUUUUGUAUUACAAGCUAUUCUGUGAUACGAAUACAAACAAUAAUUAAUGAAAUUA
Messenger RNA from Zootermopsis nevadensis, 2668 nucleotides. Lineage: Eukaryota; Metazoa; Arthropoda; Insecta; Blattodea; Termopsidae. The record is from RefSeq and is a predicted model, not a curated record.